Molecule: messenger RNA, 1365 nt
Organism: Frankliniella occidentalis (western flower thrips)
Lineage: Eukaryota; Metazoa; Arthropoda; Insecta; Thysanoptera; Thripidae
Product: farnesol dehydrogenase-like
Exons: 5
Coding region: 48-890 (280 amino acids)
Source: RefSeq, a predicted model, not a curated record
CGACACCGUCAGCCAUCUCGGUUCAGUAGCUCGACAAGUCCCUCGGCAUGGAGCGCUUCGCGGGCCGCGUGGCCGUGGUGACGGGCGCCAGCAGCGGCAUCGGCGCGCAGAUCGCCGAGGACCUGGUGCGCGCCGGCAUGGUGGUGGUGGGCGUGGCGCGCCGCGUGGACCGACUCCAGGCGCAGGCCGCCUCGCUGCCCGGGCUCCGCGGCCGCCUCGAGCCGCUGCAGGCCGACCUCUCCAGCACGGACGAGCUGCGCCGCGUCUUCAAGUGGGUGGACGACAACCUGGGCGGCAUCUCCGUCCUGGUCAACAACGCCGCCAUACUGUCGCAGGUGCCCGUCCCAGACCAGGACCCUACCGACUCUGAGAAGCUCAUCUCCACGAACUUCACGGCUGUGCUGAUCGGCUGCUCGCUAGGCGUCGACAGCAUGAAGAAGCACGACAUCAAGGACGGACACAUUAUCAACAUUAACAGGUGGGGUAGAGCGUUAUGGCGGGUCUGCCUCUGCCUACACUUGAAAACAGGGGUGUCGAGGCCAAGGAUGCUUUUGUGCAGCACCGCUGGCCACCGCAUCCUCGCGUCCCCCGGACUCGGGUCCGUCGUCGCGUACUGCGCCACCAAGCACGCCACGGUGGCCCUCACCAAGGGGCUGCGCGCCGACCUGCAGGCGCUCAAGGCCAGCGGCUUCAGGAUCCGCGUCACGAGUCUCAGCCCGGGCUCCGUCCGGACCGAGAUGCUUCCCGAGGAGUACGCCAGCCUGAUUACGGACGAAGACACGCUCCUCAAGACCAAGGAUGUAUCACGCGCCGCGCUCUUCGUCCUCAGCUCACCCCCCGCGGUCGAGAUCGUCGAGCUCACGAUCCAGCCCACCGGAGAGUUCAUGUAGAGAAGAGCCACGCGGGUUUUUGAACGGUAGGACAUGCACGAGUUACACAUUUGCUUACACAAAAUUAAUUGAAUAAACGAUAACAGCUUACUGGCCGUAACGUACUUCACUUGUGACCAAGCUAGUCUUGAGUAGGGGAAAUGACUUGAUUUCGUAUAUUAUCAGACAGACAAUAGGCAUUAUUAGGCAUCGGUUCAUUCUUACAACUAAGCAAUCAGUCAGCUUGGCCAGGCCACACUGUGCGCUCGAUCCAGUCUAUGUGCUGGCUAACGUCGGCGAACAGGUCUGGCAGUAGGUGGCCGUCAGAGUCCCGCACGGUGCAGUACGACAGCGAGGAGGCGAUACCGAGGACGUAGUCGACAGCAAACGAACCUUGGGGCGCCAGGAGGGUGUGCAUGUAGGAGAUGAGCGGAGUGCCAGGGUCACCCUAAAAAAAAACGGAUAGGUUAUGGGUAAUAAACAACAAAAACAAAUU